This is a messenger RNA of Folsomia candida, 1194 nucleotides long. RefSeq lists its product as uncharacterized. The transcript is spliced from 3 exons. The record is from RefSeq and is a predicted model, not a curated record. Lineage: Eukaryota; Metazoa; Arthropoda; Collembola; Entomobryomorpha; Isotomidae. Bases 214 to 915 code for a protein of 233 amino acids.
AAUAUAAACUUUUUUCCAUCUUUCCCAUCUUAUCCCAGUAUAAAUUCUGGAACUUUUACAUGCUAAAACUCAUUCCACACUUUUACCAAGCUUGUCUCAACAAAGUUUAGUACGCUAAAUUUACAUACAUACAUAGAAAAUACAUAAGUACGUGCAUGCACAAACUUGCAUGUAAUACUGUAAAGUGUCUUUAUUCAUUAAAAAAACCGAAAAAUGGCGCUUUCCUGCCCCCUCUCACCCGGCGGAUGUACCACCCACUUCAACGCAAUUCCAGACUUUUGCUGCGCCAGGCGUGCCUUUGACGAGAGGGGGGUGCGAAAUCUGAUCGAUGAGUUUAAACGAAUCUUCCUCGACCACGACAUGCAAGACGAGUACGGGUUAAUCAUGAACCAUCGCCACUUUCUCCUAGAAGAGAACGAAAUCCUCGUGGAAACGUUGAAGCAGGAUGGAAACAUUAGCGUAACGUUUCCUUGGAGGGUCAAAGACGGUGAAGCGCACCCAACCCCGAAUUCGGAGUGGGAUCAACACAACUUGACAAGGAAAGAGUUCAUCAUCCCACAAACGUGGAAGUUCGAUCAGAACGGGAGCCUAAUUCCGUACGAAUUUUUAGCGUCCGAUUUCCCCCAACCCGAACCAAGUCAGCCAUUUUUGGUAGAAUUGUUUGAAGUGAUGCAGCAACACGGAGUCCAGGACGCGUUGGGACUUCGGCGUCUUGACUGCGAUAGGAAUGGGGAAGCGUUUGAAGUCACACCGGAAGGGAGGCGAGUCAGCGUCACUACGAUGGGAAGCAAACCUGAAAAUAUUUCCGGCACGGUGGGCAAAGUUUUGUGGUAUUUUACAAAAGAUGGAAAUACAGAGGAAGCAAUGGCGUGUACCAGAUGUGGACAGUGUGUUGUAUGCUGUGUUAUUAUGUAAAUAUGUUGUAUAUUUAUAUACAUAUGUGUGCACAAAUAUGCAAGAAGAUAAUAAAUUUGAAAGGAAAUUUUCCUAUAUGCAAAUUUAUCGUACAGUAACCAGUAGGUAACCUACAUAUUUAUUAACUAAUUCGGUUAAUAAAUCAUGGACAUUUAAUAUCUGACACACAUUUGGAAAUUUAAAAUAAUUGAUGAAAUAAUGUGUUCCUUCUAAAUUCUAACCUGAUUUAUUUAUGUGAUUUUUAUGAAAAUAGAUUCCCUAAAUUCUUACAAUGAUUAA